AUGCAUGUUCGUUCAUGGCCGAAUCUGCUGCUCAACUGUUUGCAAGACUGGGGGCCAAACAGAGGCUGGGCACUCUUCGGCUUCCCGCUCUUCACUUCCCUACCCUCCCUCGGAGGUGGACUGUGCCCUGGUGACCUGGUGGAGGUGACUGGUGGGGAGGGGAGUGGGAAGAGUGAGAUCCUCCUCAACAUUGCUGCGCAGUGUGUCCUGCCUCGCAAGUGGCGUGGGCGGGAGAUAGGAGGGAAGGAGGUGGAGGUGGUGUGGGUGAGUACAGACCACAAACUUGACCUACUGCGGCUUGUGGCCAUUCUGGAGGGAGGGAUAUGCGAUAAUCCUUAUGAUACAGAUGAAGGAAGUGGAAGAACAGCUACAGACGGACAGUUACGAUCAACCCAGCGGCUCAGUAGUGUGUAUCACAGCGCAGCUGGACAUGGUUCUUCCGUCAGAGCAAGAGAGUCUGUCUGUGAGAAAGACAGAGAGAGUGCUGACUACAAGGCCCUGAUAAUGUCGUGCCUCUCCAGACUGCACGUGGUCCACUGUUCCUCUAGCACUGAACUGGGCCUGACACUCCAGUCUCUGAGACACUCUUUCCUGAGUGCCCACCCCGACGUGUGUGCCCUGUUCAUGGACAACGUGGCCGAGUUCCACUGGCUGGACAGAGCAGAGGCUGCCGGCUCCCUCCACGGAGCACAGCUAGCUGCACUCACUAGUCGGGAGAUGGAGAGGAUUCGCGAGGAGCUGAUAUGCGCCGUAUGCCUGGACUUUCUGCGAGAGCCCAAGGUGCUCCACUGUGCCCACUCGUUCUGCUCCCGCUGUCUGCGGGAGAUGUUUGAGGGGGGCAAGCGAGCGCAGGGGGUGACGACGGGCCAGCAGGCGCGGCGCUCGCUGGACCUGGAGUGCCCCAGCUGUCGCCACGUCACUGUCCUGGAGCACGGCCGCGUGGACAUAGACCUCUCGACCAACGUCAACCUGAAACGACUCGUUGAUAUCGUCUCGGACGAGGAGAAAGGUCGUACAUUGAAGAUACUGCAUCGGAGGUCAUCAGUGAGGGCUCGAUUGCGCUGCUCUGAGAAGGGCCCAACGUGCCAGAGACAUCACCAGCCGCUGGACAGGUUCUGUCGGGACUGCGGGGAGAUGGUGUGCGCCGCGUGCACCUCGGCCGGCAGCGGGACCAGACGGAGCGGUGGACACACGGGGCACAGCCUCUGCAGUCUGGCUCAGCUGGAGGAGCUUCUGCGAGAGAAGGCGGUCUCGCUCAGGAACCUCAUCCAGCCUGCAUGCGAGGUGGCAACCCUAGCCAACAAGCAGAUGGACAUGCUCUACCAGGAUCGAGACAGAGUCGUCGCAAACAGCAACGCCACCCGCGAAGCUGCGACCGUCUUCUUCAGGGAGCUGCGACAGGCUCUGGAGCAGAGAGAGAAAGCCGUCCUCAACACGGUAUGCAAGUACACGGACAUCAAGCUGUCGACACUGGACUUACACCACCAGAAGCUGCAGGAAGACCACAUGGCCAUCACUAGCAACGUCGAGUCUCUGGAGAAGCUUCUCCAUGCCAACGAGGGGCAUCUGGACACCUCGCUCCUCGCAAACGGCGGAGCACUCGAGGAAGAGCUGGAGCUGCACCAUAACUCGGCCCUCAGCGUGUGUGACGGGCUCGAGGAGGCAAAGCUUGCCGCCCGUUUCCUCUCUUUCAGCGGGGACGAGGUGCACUUGGGGGAGACGCUGCGGGAUGCCGGGGUCCUGAACGAGUGCCAGAGGAUCCCUGACACCAACAUCCUCUCCAUGCAGCGAGUGGUGGUGAGCGAGCAGGAGGACCCCUACCUCCUCGUCCCCUCCCGCUUCGAGGACCUCCAGACAUCCGCCCCCCGCGAGGAGGUCCGCAUCGACGGUACAAAGAGGUCCCAGCGUGUCAUGAAGAUGUCGGACAUGGUGGAGGACGAGAACAUUCAGUACCAACUCCCGCGAGAUUUCCUGGGGUCUCCAACAGGGGGAGCUGUACGCUCACUGGCCGAGGGCGCCUUCCUACAGCCACCGCUGCAAACGCCAACCUCUUCCUUGAAGACUCCACCCAUCCCACCUCGCAGGACACGAAGCAAGGUGCCGGUUUCUCCCCCUCCACGAUCACGAACCACCAGCCACCGAAACAAACCUCCGCCACUGCCACCGAAAGAUGACGAGGACGAGAUUUCUGCCGCGGAUCUCUACGACGUUCCGCGCUCCCUGGUGCAAGUCGGCGGCGGGUAUGACGACACAUAUGAUGUUCCUCGCAGUCUGCUCCAACAACACACCGUAUUGUCGGAAGACACGUACGACGUUCCGCGUAAGCUGCUAUCUUCAUCGCCUCUGGAAUCCUUCCCCUUUCUCCAAGACUCGGACUACCAACAGCUGGUCGAGCUGCAGAGCAGAGAAGCCAGCGAGAUAUACGACGUCCCAAGGCCCCUGUCCCCCGCACCUCCUCCGCGUCCUCCAAAACCGGCAGAAAACAGCAUCAGCAGCUCCAGCAGCACCUCUUCACUCCUCUCACCCACACCGACCCACGGCGAAGACUACCCCACUGGAGUAGUCCCGCCGCGUGGAGCUCCUCCGAAACCAAAGCCUAGGAGCACCACCAUGGCGGGGUUCGAUUACAUCAACACCCACAUCCAGCUCCCGGAGCAGAGGAGGGACACCUCGCCUUCACCGACGCACACAUCUGCAGGGAAGACUGCGUUGCACGCAUCAGGCAGCAGCUCUGACGUGCGGGCCAGGCCGAUCCCAGCCCCUCGCCCCGUGAGACGCGCGCACACCGUGAGAGAGGUGCCGCAGUCGGCCCCACCCACGGCAAAGAUGAAGGAUAAAUUCCGAUGGAACGGCGAGGCUUCCUCGACUGAGGCCGACAAACGGAUGAGCACACUUCCCCCAGAUAUCAAAUUCUACGAGAACGAUCGUUAUGGCCACAAGGAACCCCUAUCAAUCUUCUCGGCCGAGCAGCUGGCCCAUCCGAUGAAUGACGAGAGAGUAUACCCGUGUGGGGUGUGCUGCUCCCCCAUCACCGGUCUCCUGGUGGUGACAGACGUCUACAACCACUGCUUGAGACUCGUGGACCCAAAAACCGGUUGCUCCAUCGAGAAGAUUGGGCGAGAGGGACGCUCAGGCGGCAACUUUAAGGAGCCGAGUGCAGUUGUGAUGGACAGCGAAGAGCACAUCUUUGUGACAGAGCUCGACAACCCCCGGGUACAAAAGUUCACCAGUCGUGGAAAGUACCUGCAGAAGUUUGGGCAGAAGGCGUUCUGGGGGAGCCAGCUGCACGACCCGUACGGCAUGGCGUUCUCUCCCGACGGCCGACUCUUCGUCACUGACUGGGAGAAAGGUCGCAUCGUGGUCUACCAGAAGGACGGGCGUCACAUGACCACCAUCGGGAAAGACCACGCCUUCCUAAAGUUCCCGGCAGGUCUGGUGUUUGACCGGUUCGGGAACCUGUUGGUGACCGACCGCGGGAAACACUGCGUGUGGGUCAUGUCGCCAGAGGGUAAGCCCAUCAAUAGGAUCGGGAAACUCGGCACUGGAGAUGGGGAACUCCUCUUACCCCACGGGAUUGCCGUCCUCAGAAACAACUUGAUUGCCGUCGCGGAGAGUGGGAACCACCGCGUGUCCAUAUUUGCCCCCAGCGGGAAGUUCAUCUGCAGUUUCGGUGGGAAGGGGACGAAGCCGGGGAUGUUCCACUACCCGAGGCACAUGUGUGUCGACAACAAGGGCCACCUCGUAGUGGCCGACGAACACAACCAGAGAAUUCAAAUCUUUGAUGUGUGA
Molecule: messenger RNA, 3789 nt
Organism: Geodia barretti
Lineage: Eukaryota; Metazoa; Porifera; Demospongiae; Tetractinellida; Geodiidae
Source: the annotation of a GenBank genome assembly